Molecule: messenger RNA, 891 nt
Organism: Miscanthus lutarioriparius
Lineage: Eukaryota; Viridiplantae; Streptophyta; Magnoliopsida; Poales; Poaceae
Source: the annotation of a GenBank genome assembly
AUGGCUAGCCACCCCAAGUGGCAUUUGACCCAAAACCUCUUAAUCCUUCUACCUUACACUGCUGCACUAGUAGCAUUUUCUACUCUGACGCUCCCACUGCUUGCUUCAUCCCAAACUAUAGAUUUCAAGAGAACGUGCGUUGGUCUCGACAACUUACUACAGUUAUGUGUGGGUGCCAAGCCCCCACGAGGCAACAGCGUAUCCCUAGUAGCUAUCGCCGGUGCGACGAACGCUAGGGCGUUCAUCCAUAACAGUGAAGACAUCUCUGGGCCCCUUCCCACGGACUUCGGCUUCUCCAAGUUGAGUUACCUCGCCCUCGCCAACAACAAACUCACCGGGCCAAUUCCAACAUCAGUCGGGCACCUGCACGACACCCUCCUCGAGAUUGUACUCCUGAACAACCAGCUCUCCGGCUGCCUCCCUCGCGAGCUCGGCAUGCUGAACAAGGCAGCCGUGAUCGACGCCGGCAAGAACCAGCUCACGGGCCCAAUCCCUUCAUCAUUUUCCUGCCUUAGCAGAGUCGAGCAGCUCAACCUCGCCGGGAACCGCCUCUACGGACGUGUUCCUGACACUCUCUGCAGGCUUGCUGGGCAGGCUGGCCGCCUGGGCAACCUCACGCUGCGUGGCAACUACUUCACCUCAGUCGGGCCGGCAUGCACAGCGCUAAUCAAAGACCGCGUACUGGACGUGAACAACAACUGCAUUCCGGGCUUUGCAAACCAGAGGCGACCGGCGGAGUGCGUGGCGUUCCAGAGCCAGCCAAAGAAGUGCCCGGAGGUGAGCACUCAGGUGUCGUGCCCUGCCGCAGCUUCCACGAAUGCAGCGGCGCCGGUGGAGAGGAAGGCCAGAGACUACUACAGCUUCCUGACGUACGCUAGUCUGCAUGAGUGA